Molecule: messenger RNA, 907 nt
Organism: Olea europaea var. sylvestris
Lineage: Eukaryota; Viridiplantae; Streptophyta; Magnoliopsida; Lamiales; Oleaceae
Exons: 1
Coding region: 76-678 (200 amino acids)
Source: RefSeq, a predicted model, not a curated record
CUCCAAACCAACCAUACAUCUCUCUCUCUCUCUCUCUCUCUCUCUCUCUCUCUCUUUCGGUUCAUAAAAAAAAUAAUGGGAGUUGAACCAAUUAGUCCGCCAUUGGUAGCCAAGAAAUUAUGGAACGUAAUGAGAAUAGUGUUCCACAUGAUGAGAAAAGGCAUAUCAAAGAGUAAGCUAAUGCUUGAUCUACAUAUGCUCUUAAAGCGUGGAAGAAUAGCCAUCGGCAACCUCUUGCUCGACCACCACCACCACCACUACUACUACGCCCUCACCUGCCGCUCCAAAGAUAUCAGCAUGUCGUUCGUGACACCCCGAGAGUACGAAUUCAGCUGCAGCAACCCCCCGGUUUACCACUCCAAGAGCAAAAACCGCCACCAGCGCCGCCACAACUGUGUAGAAGAAAUAAAUGUGGUUCAAAGAAUGUUAGAUAUGUUGAAUCAUUAUGAUGCGGUGGAAGUAUCUCCAUUGACGAUGCUCCCAGGAUUCGGGGUCAGCCCGGCGGUGAGGCAGUUGAGAGUGACAGAUUCACCAUUUUCGUUAAAGGAUACAGAGGAGAAUAACCACCAAGUGGAUAAGGAUGCUGAAGAGUUCAUUAAGAAAUUCUACAAGGGUUUGAAGAAGGAAAAGAGAAUUGCUGCCUUGGACACACCUUCUCCAUAUUACAUAAAAAUAUGAAAUUAAAAAAAUAAUAAUAAUAAUAAUUCGUGAUGUAUUGUGAAUUUUCGAUUGGGAUUGUGAUAUUGUGCCUUCUUCGACUUGGUAAAAAGUCACAUGACUUGGGCCGUGACAACGUUAUUUGUAUUAUUUCAUGUGAGUUGUUUACGAGAUCGAAGGUAUCUUGUCAUCUUUCACCCCAAAUUCCAAUAAUAAAUCUAGCAAUGGGUUUCGAGUACUUUUAUUUUAA